Molecule: messenger RNA, 867 nt
Organism: Penicillium soppii
Lineage: Eukaryota; Fungi; Ascomycota; Eurotiomycetes; Eurotiales; Aspergillaceae
Product: RTA1 domain-containing protein
Exons: 3
Coding region: 1-867 (288 amino acids)
Cellular component (GO): membrane
Source: RefSeq, a predicted model, not a curated record
AUGGCUUGGACUUUUUACUACUACGUGCCGUCCAGUCCAGCUGCCGGAAUCUUCGUUGGCCUUCUGGGGUUAAGCACCGUCUUACAUUUCUACCAACUUGUUCGAACACGAACCUGGUUUAUGAUUCCCUUCGUUAUCGGAGGAGCCCUUGAAACAAUCGGAUAUGUUGGCCGUUUGCUCUCCUCCAUCGAGGCACCAGACUACACAAAAGGCCCCUACAUCAUGCAAAGCGCCCUCAUAUUGAUAGCACCGGCCUUCCUCGCGGCGAGUAUUUAUAUGACACUUGGACGAAUUAUCUUCAUGCUCGAUGGGGAGAAGUGCUCUCUGAUCAGACUGAAAUGGUUGACAAAGAUCUUCGUAGCGGGAGAUGUACUGUCAUUCCUCAUGCAAGCCUCCGGGGCUGGAAUCAUGGUCCAGAAUACAACAAAUCCGUCAACUGGCGAGCACAUUAUCAUCGGCGGUCUUUUUGUCCAGAUCAUUUUCUUCGGGUUUUUCAUGAUCAGCGCUGUGGUAUUCCAGUCACGUAUUAUGAAGAGUCCCACUGGACGUUCCAAUGAGCUAGAAGGGCUCUGGCGGCGGCAUCUGACUGUGCUUUACAUCACCAGUAUUUUGAUAUUGGUACGAUCGAUUGUGCGAGUUGUGGAAUAUAUCCAAGGAUAUGACGGAUUCUUGAUGAAAGAGGAGGUAUUUAUUUACGUUUUCGAUGGGCUAUUGAUGCUCGUGGCGAUGUUGGUUCUUCAGUAUAUACACCCUAGUGAGAUCAAUUGUCUCAUCGGCCGAGGAGAUCGGUACUCGGAGAAGAUCUUCAUGACACGGAAGUUCGAGCCCCGAUCAGCACUGGAGAUGCGUGGAGCUGUGGAAGCAUAG